AUGUCUUAAUAAGCUGCUUAGUAGUAACCCCAGCAAAAAUAAUCCGAGUAAGGUUAGAAUAAUAACAAUGAUCAAGGUGUAGCCAACUACCCUACUGAAUAAAAGAUAAUAGAAGAAAAGACGGAAAAUAAAGUAACAGGUGAAAAGAUUAUUAAAAAGUAUUCUAGAGGAAAGUUAUUAGGUAGUGGAGGUUUUGCAAAAUGUUAUGAAGUGAUUGCUUUAGACACAGAUCCGAAGGCAAUAUUUGCUGCCAAGAUAAUUCCAAAGUCAACUUUAACUAAAAGCAGAUAAAGAGUGAAAUUGAUUUCAGAAAUUAAAAUUCAUAAGAGCUUGCAUCAUAAGAAUAUUGUUUAGUUUGAGCAUGUUUUUGAGGAUCAUGAUAAUGUUUACAUUCUUCUUGAAUUGUGUCCUUAUUAAACUCUUAAUGAGCUAAUCAAGCGUAGAAAGCGUAUUACAGAAUACGAAACAUAAAUUUACGUAAUGCAAAUAGUGAAUGCCCUGAAAUAUCUCCAUUAAAAUAAAAUUAUCCACCGUGAUCUUAAAUUGGGCAAUCUAUUUUUAGGUGACAACAUGACACUUAAAAUUGGUGAUUUUGGUUUAGCUACUAAAAUAGAAUAUGAAGGAGAGAAAAAGAAAACAGUAUGCGGUACUCCUAACUAUAUAGCACCAGAAAUACUUGAAGGAAAAGAUGGGCAUUCCUAUGAAGUUGAUAUGUGGUCAUUGGGAGUCAUCAUUUAUACUUUGCUUAUUGGAAAGCCUCCAUUUGAAACUAAGGACGUCAGAACUACAUAUAAAAGAAUCAAAAUGAACAAUUAUUGUUUCCCAGAAUAGAUUUAAAUAUCUGACAAUGCUAAGUCUAUCAUCACUAGCAUUUUAAAUUUGAAUCCUUAAAAACGUCUAACAUUAGAUGAAUUAUUAGAGCACCCUUUCAUGCAAGGAACAGCUUUGAAUCCUGAAAAUUUACCUAUUUCUUCUUUAGUGGUGCCAUUUUAGAAGCCUAAAAAGGAAGCAUUAAAAGAAAAGAGUAAUAACUAAAUAGUACAAGAUUAAAAGAUAGGUUCAGGAAGCUUAGCUUCUACUUAAAGCUAAAUGAAUAUGGCAGCAACUUAAUCUGGGUUAUAACUAAACGGAACAAAGGAUUUAAAUGGAAAUAUGAGGUCUUAAAGCAAUAAAAAUUUAGGUAGCAACUAAAUGGAUCAAGCAAAUUUGUUAAAAAUGUAGUCUAUGCAAACUUUAAAGCACGGAUAGUUUAACAGCGAUUUAAAUUCAGAAAAUAUUUUGGUAAAUACUCCUCCAGCUUCAGAAAUAUGGGUUACUCAAUGGGUAGAUUAUUCAAAUAAAUACGGGUUAGGAUAUGCACUGAAUAAUGGAACUAUUGGUGUAUUCUUUAAUGAUUUUACUAAAAUUGUAAUCGAUCCAGAAGGUCAGUAUAUUGAAUAUUACGAAAAAUAGCCUGAAGAGAAAUACCAAAAAAGCAUAACCUUCACACCUGAUAAUUAUCCCUAAGAACUCAAGAAAAAAGUUACCCUUUUAGAGCAUUUUAGAAGCUAUUUACAAGGCGAUCAUGGAUCUAACAAUUAAAAUGCUAAUAAUAACUACGAUGUUAAUCCUCCAAGCACAUUCUUAGAUAAUUAAACUGGUAAAAAAAUGUUGUAUUAUGUCAAGAAGUGGGUAAAAACAAAAAAUGCUAUUUUGUUUCGCUUGCAAAAUAAGAUUGUACAAGUCAGCUUCUCAGAUAAGACUGAAAUUAUUUUAAACAGCAUCAUGAAAAUAGUCACAUUUAACAACAAGUAAGGCAUUAGAUAAAACUAUCCCUUAACUCCUGAUCUAAAAAUGUACUCACCUGAAAUGGAAAAGAGGUUAAAGUACACGAAGCAAAUUCUCACAGAUAUCCUUAAAUAAAGCUAACCUAGUUAAAACAAUAUUAAUAACAACCCUUAAAACAACACAUAAAGGCAACCAAUGCAGCCUUCUUCAUUAUCGAAUUAAAAUAAUUAAAAUAUAAAUACAAAUGGUGAAUUAUUAAACAAUUCUUAAAAGUAAAACUUUGUCCUAAAAUGA
Molecule: messenger RNA, 2061 nt
Organism: Tetrahymena thermophila SB210
Lineage: Eukaryota; Ciliophora; Oligohymenophorea; Hymenostomatida; Tetrahymenidae
Product: Serine/Threonine kinase domain protein
Exons: 2
Biological process (GO): regulation of cytokinesis; mitotic cell cycle; protein phosphorylation
Cellular component (GO): cytoplasm; nucleus; centrosome
Molecular function (GO): protein binding; protein kinase activity; ATP binding
Source: RefSeq, a predicted model, not a curated record